CAUAAACUCAAGUGUGAAGUCGAUUCAGACUUGACACUGCAGAUUAUAACCCCACCUUUAAGCGCAGCAUGUCAGCUCGAGACUCAUCUGAUUCCUUUUCGUUUUCCUCCACAGGCGCGGCCACCAAAAUUUGACAACGCAACUUCGAAUCAUUCCCCUCAAUUCCCAACAGACAAAUGGAGGCUCAUGACAAGGCCGUCGCGGCCGUAGCUUCGCGAGUGCGACAUUUCUUCGGGAAGAAGCAGCCCUUCCGGAUCUAUCAUGGUUCCACAAACAGCACGCGCGCCUCACAGCGCCGCCGUGACAACACGGUAGACACCAGCUCCCUCAACCGCGUGCUCGAUGUCGAUGUUUCCAAGAAUACGGCACUGGUUGAGCCGAACGUGCCUAUGGACGCACUUGUGGCAGCUACCCUCAAGGCUGGUCUAGUACCUCUUGUGGUGAUGGAAUUUCCGGGCAUUACGGUCGGAGGCGGCUUCUCUGGAACCUCGGGCGAGAGCUCGUCCUUCCGAUACGGCGCAUUCGACACUACCAUCAAUUGGAUUGAGAUCGUGCUGCCUAACGGCGAGGUUACCAAGGCUUCGCGCACGACGAAUGAGAAGACGGACCUGUUCUGGGGAGCUGCGUCGGCGUUUGGUACUCUCGGUGUGAUCACGCUCUUGGAAGUCCAACUGCGAGAAGCCAAGCCUUACGUCCGGUUGACUUAUUCGCUCUAUGGCGACGCAGCCAGAGCGAAUGCCAGCAUUCGAGAAGAGAUUGCUAAGGAGCCAGUUGAUUACGUCGAUGGCAUUAUGUUUUCGAAAGACUGCACAGUUGUAUGUUCUGGCCGGCUUACCGACCGUCUGCCUGAAGGUACCAAACCUCAACGUUUUACACGGAGCAGAGACCCCUGGUUCUAUAUCCAUGUUCGCCGGCUCCAGAAGCGUUUACGUUCGGGUCCGUCCACCGAGGUCACCGAAUUCAUUCCCCUAGUCGACUACCUAUUCCGAUACGACCGUGGGGGUUUCUGGGUGGCCAUGUACUCGUUCCGCUACUUCAUCACUCCUUUCAACCGCGUGACCCGCUUCAUCCUCGACCCCUUGAUGCACACCAGGACGAUGUACCGAGCCCUACAUCAGAGCGGCUUGUCGGACAACUAUUUAGUGCAAGAUGUCGGCAUCCCUCACGACAAGGUCUCGGAAUUCAUUGACUGGCUCCACAACACGCUUCACAUCUACCCACUCUGGCUAUGCCCCUUGCGGUUCGUGCGCGACACGCCCAACGCGCGCCACGGCCUACACUCCGACUUUGCGGACCUGGACCCGCAGUCAGAAGCUGGCUGGCUCAUGAACUUCGGUAUCUGGGGUCCGGGCUCAUUCAACCGGCGCGAAUUCGUGCAACAAAACCGCCUGCUAGAGCUGAAGGUGCAGGAACUCGGCGGGAAGAAGUGGCUGUACGCCCACGCGUAUUAUACCGAGGCUGAGUUCUGGGCGCACUAUGACCGCGGAUCAUACGACGCCUUGCGUGCAAAGUAUGGCGCUGGGUGGCUGCAGAGUGUUUAUGAUAAGGUGAAGGUCGAUACCGAAGCCGAGGAACGUGAGUUGCGUAAGUGGGUGCCUUGGUUGUUGGCUUUGUUUUGGUCAAUUUGGCCGCUGAAGGGCAUCUAUGGCGUCCUGAUGGCUUUGCUGGGUGGCGAUUACUUGCUGAAGACCGCGGAUCAGGUGCAAAUGUUGAAGGAGGAGUAAUGUCAGUAAUAAGCAGUAUAUAGUACUAUCUCACUCCGCCAUGAGCGGUGGAAUUUCAGAG
Messenger RNA from Phialemonium atrogriseum, 1785 nucleotides. RefSeq lists its product as uncharacterized. The record is from RefSeq and is a predicted model, not a curated record. The coding region runs from base 177 to 1724 and encodes 515 amino acids. The transcript is spliced from 2 exons. Gene Ontology annotation, molecular function: FAD binding; Delta24(24-1) sterol reductase activity. Gene Ontology annotation, biological process: steroid metabolic process. Gene Ontology annotation, cellular component: membrane; cytoplasm. Lineage: Eukaryota; Fungi; Ascomycota; Sordariomycetes; Cephalothecales; Cephalothecaceae.